AAUUUCGGAUGCCAAACCAACACUCACCAUGCUCGCGACACAAUGAUCCUUACUUUCAUCCACGGUAGACAGACAUAACGAAAGAACAGUUACUUUUGCAAUGUGUAAGGCAUCAAAGAUGUCAAGCGAGGAAAACCCGUCAGUUUUUGAAUGCAGUAAUAAUUUUAUGUUCUGAUUGAAAAAAAGAACUCUGGAUUCCAGAUUUUCAAUGAGGAGCUUGCACUGCACGAGAAAUGCAACGUCUGCAUUUAAUAUCGCUUGCUUUCAGUGUGCCAAGGCCAGCCAGGCUAAUUUCGUUUUCUUUCUGCGCCUCCGCCCGCGCCAGCGCCCAAGUAUUAACAUUGAGGAUGUGCUACAAGCUACACAGACCCCACAAGCAUCCGUUUCUACGCCAGCUCCUGUCAAACGAUCUCCUCUCGGCGCCACCGUGAAGCAUGUCAGCCUGGGCAAAAAGUUGAACGGACGCAAACGUCCAGUUUCCUCCCAUCGUGUAUCUGCGGCCAAACGUAAAGCGGCUAACGAUCAAAAUCAGGAAUGGAUUGAAGCGGAAGAUUUUCAAGCACUUUGCCGCAGCAGUAAUAUUCCGCAAGACGUGCAUGACUGGUCAGCAAGCAAUGUGGGGACUUGGCUGGGCUGGGCCGUGAAGAAUUUCAGUCUGCCGGACAUCAAUAUGCGUUUAUUUUCGGAAAUGGAUGGGAACGCUGUCUGCUCAUUGGGACGUGAUAUGUUUCGGCAGUUGGUCGGUCGGGAUGACCGCGAUCUCUUUUGGACGCAUCUGGAAAUUUUGCGCUCAAAAAAUUACGCAGAAAUUCCUGUGUAUAGCGUUGUUCCGGCAGUUCCUGACGCUGAGCUGAGCAGUCCGAAGGCUCGUGUACGAUUGCCCAACAAAUCACCCAGCGCCACUGGAUCUCCAUUUGCCAAAGAUUCGGGUAAUGUUCAGUUGUGGACAUUCCUGUUGGAACUGCUGAUGAGUGGUCAGCACGCCAAUGCUUUGGAAUGGACCAGUAGUGAUGGAGAGUUUCGGUUAUUGGAUCCGGAACGUGUGGCGGAAUUGUGGGGUCUGCGAAAGAACAAGCCCAGCAUGAAUUACGAGAAAAUGAGUCGUGCUUUACGAUAUUAUUACGACGGGAAUAUUCUGGCCAAGGUUCAAGGGAAACACUUCACCUACAAAUUCCUCAACAACUUGUCGGAGCAUGCUAAUGUUAACAAGCGCAUCAGUGAUCCGGCGGUACAGAAUCUGCCGUUGAAUCUUUCGCCGCGAGCCAGUAAUCCGUCCUCGCCCAUGACGCCGGCGUCGCUGCGCAGCGAAUCGGAACUGAGUGUGGAAGUGCCGCUGCCGCAGGAGCGUAAAUCCAUUGGAACGGCUCUCGAUCUGCGACGUCUCAGUAGCCAUAGCCUGUCGCAGGUCGCUGCCUGAUUCGGGAUGUCUUUUUGAGUUUUGUUGAUGUUUCGUAUCGUUUAUGGCCAUAUUUGCCCGUCCAUUCCACAGAGACAGGAUCGAUACGCACUAUUUUUGUUCUUACGCCCGAUUUCAGUUUUGGUAUCUGUACAGUAUGCCUGCUAGCUUGUUGAUUUUUUGUUACUGACCAUUGGACUUAGAUUUCUGAAUUAUGUUAAAUUUGGGUCGGCUGGUCGGUGUUUGGUACGAUAUUUUAAAUGCUAGCAGUAUUCUGAUGUUUUUCGAUGGAAGCGAGAUGUUUUUCGAUGUUGGCAAAAGCUCUGUUUUGACGAUGCAUAUUUUGUGACUGGAUACGCAUGCACUGCUCUGAAAUCUC
This is a messenger RNA of Paramacrobiotus metropolitanus, 1775 nucleotides long. RefSeq names its product DNA-binding protein Ets97D-like. NCBI's taxonomy places the organism in Eukaryota, Metazoa, Tardigrada, Eutardigrada, Parachela, Macrobiotidae. Gene Ontology annotation, biological process: cell differentiation; regulation of transcription by RNA polymerase II. The record is from RefSeq and is a predicted model, not a curated record. Gene Ontology annotation, cellular component: nucleus. Gene Ontology annotation, molecular function: sequence-specific DNA binding; DNA-binding transcription factor activity, RNA polymerase II-specific. The coding region runs from base 209 to 1417 and encodes 402 amino acids. The transcript has 7 exons.